UUGCUUUCGAAACAUUGUUUUCCUUUCUCUCCCGAUAAUUUGCAACGAUGCAGUGGUCAAUGUCAAUGAUUGGUACAUCCGGCGACUGAGAAGAAGCCGCGCAACGAUAAAUGUAGCGAGUCUAAAUUGGGAUGAGAAAAUCGAUGUGAGGCAUUUGAUGGUGGGAAAGGCUGGGAGUCUGGUGGAAAAGGAAUCCGAAUCAUCCGAUAAGCGGAGUUUUAAAAUCACGUGUAUUCCAAACGCGGAACGAUGGAUCGGGACAGAGAUCUUCUUUUGAUCCAGCAAGGAAUUGUAUGCGUGAUCGAAUCCGCAAAUCUGUUUCUGCCCAAAUCUGUCGAGUACAAAAUGGCCCAUCCGCCAAGUCGCGUGGCGCACGCUGUCCCCCUUCAAUUUAAACCACGCCCAUAUCCUUAACACCAUGUUCGAUUUUGCCCGCACCAUGCUUGCCUCCUCCCCCAACGAGCUCGCCGUCCUUGACGACGUCAACAGCAAAUCCCGCCUAUAUUGUCGACAACAGCCUUACAGCGUCCAGAUCAUACAGCUCGUCGAGGGGCCUCCACCGCCCCGACAGGCCGUCACUGAUGAUAGCUAUACCUCUUCAUCAUCAUCCUAUGCAUCCACCUCCGACUCCGAGGGCUCCUCGCUCUGCGACGACGGCGAUGAAGAGUCAAUAGGAUCAUCUUACUGUUCAUCGGAUGACUAUCAGGAGGGCGCAUCCAGCCGCGAACUGAGCGAGCCUGGACACGAACGGAACGGGGGCCCAGGUGCUAUGCGGAUGAAGCGAAUCCUUGCCUGGAGAGCAAACUUUUCGACGAAUUAUCGCACGGCGAUGGCUGAUUCUUCUCUUUCUUCACCGCUCAAGCGGAAAUCUGAUUCCGCUUUGUAUAACAAUGAGCAUACAUUGCCGCAUACAUCUAAGCGGUCUCGUUCUUCAUCUCGCAGUGAGAUGAGUACCAGCGCCAUCUCGUGCGCCGCAUGCGAUUCUUUUUUCGACACUCAACAGAGUCUACGGCGGCACGGGCAAGCCAAGGGAGCUAGCGAAGCAUGCUCGGUCGCCGUCCAAUACGCAUUUGAAUAAAUCUCUCACCACCCAUCGCAUUCACAACCAGCAUCAUUAUCAUCUGCAACCUGUACAACCAUCCACCUUGUUUUCUUGAUUUCAGCCUCCGACGGCUGCCGUUUCCGAUCCUUCGCAUAUUUUCGACCGACCGCAAUUUUACCAAUUUACCAUUUUCCCCGAUAACUUUUUGUCUCACACACUACCCUUACCUCGCCGCAUCAUGCACCCACGAUCGUAAAUAUUCUUAUCUUCGACGACCCCGUCGCCGCGCAUCACCGUAAUGAUUCUCCUUGUAUUAUAAUCGAACCGUCACACGUGUAUUCCCACCAUC
This is a messenger RNA of Desarmillaria tabescens, 1391 nucleotides long. RefSeq lists its product as uncharacterized. The coding region runs from base 419 to 1078 and encodes 219 amino acids. NCBI's taxonomy places the organism in Eukaryota, Fungi, Basidiomycota, Agaricomycetes, Agaricales, Physalacriaceae. The transcript is spliced from 3 exons. The record is from RefSeq and is a predicted model, not a curated record.